This is a messenger RNA of Mytilus californianus (California mussel), 2504 nucleotides long. Its product is annotated as protein asteroid homolog 1-like. The record is from RefSeq and is a predicted model, not a curated record. The coding region runs from base 132 to 2045 and encodes 637 amino acids. NCBI's taxonomy places the organism in Eukaryota, Metazoa, Mollusca, Bivalvia, Mytilida, Mytilidae. The transcript is spliced from 2 exons.
UUGCCAAAGGUGUAAUAAAACGAAUACCUUGUUUGUGUGCAUAAUAUUUGCGAAAAUUCUACAAACAAGGAUAAAAGUUAGGUUGAACAUAUUGAAGAAAAUUCCAUAAAUGAAACUAACAUCUGGAAAGGAUGGGUGUUCAAGGAUUAACAACAAUUGUAAAUAAAAACGAGAAGAUUUUAUUUAAAGAUAAAGAAAUUUCAAAGACUAAACUGGUUAUUGAUGGUAACAGUCUAAUUUACUAUCUAUAUGAGAACCGGUAUAUCAACCUAAAACAUGGCGGAGAUUAUAACGAUUAUGCUGACAGAAUUAAAACAUUCUUCAGUGCACUGAGGUCUAAUCAAAUAUGUUCAUAUGUUGUGAUGGAUGGUGGAUACGAAAUAGACAGAAGAAAACAUGAAACUCAUGUACGUAGAGCGAGAGAAAGAAUAAGUAAAUCUAGAGAAACCUCUAGCUCGGAGGCUAGAUUUGCUCCUAUGCUCUGCCGUAUUACAUUCCUAGCGGUAAUCGAAAAAAUGAAAAUACCUUUUGUUGUCUGUGAUUUUGAAGCCGAUCACGAUAUUGCUACUCUUGCAAAUGCAUUCCAAUGUCCAGUUUUAUCAAAUGACAGUGAUUUCUUUGUGUACGAUUUAAUAAAAGGAUAUAUACCCUUAGAUACAUUGUCUGUCUCAGAAUCGUCCUGCAUAGGCAAAGUCUAUUAUGCAAAAUACAUGCAGAAGGUUUUCCCUGGUUUGCAAAUACCGAGAUUACCAAUAUUAGCUGUUACGUUGGGAAGUGAUUACAUCAAAAGGAAGAACUUAUAUAAAUUUUACUCAGCUUUACCUGAUGAUCGGAGUAUAAAUAAUCUAACCGUGAUACAAAGUAAAGCGAUUCGGUGGUCUAUAAGUGCUUCACUUGACGAUGCUUCUUCAAGAUUGGAAGAGAGUCUUCCGGAAACAUUACGUAAAUUUGUUAAAAUGUCCCUUACAAUGUUUUCAGAUAUAACAUGUUUUGAAGGUUUUGAUCUUGUUCAAUAUUUUUUGAAUAAGAAUACGAAUACAACAGACAGAUUAAAGGAAAAUCAUCGGACAGGUAAAAUACCUGUAUGCGCUCAAAAUAUACUUAAUUUGCAAGAAAUAUUUCUUCUAUGUGAAGUUGAGAACAUUUAUAGAAAAAGAUCAAUACACAGAUCUACUAUUCGAUUAAGAAAAGCAAUAUAUGCAAUGUUGUUGGGAACUGCUGAAACAAACAUAUUUGAGUAUGAUCGUUAUGGUGGAUCACUUGUGCGCUUUAAAUGCACAUCUACAUCGACUGAUGGAGUGCAAAUGCCUAAAUAUAUAGAAAAGAUAAGGGAUAAUGAGAAAAUAGAUAUUCUAUGUUCAAUCUUCAGAUUUGAAAACAAAGAGGUAUUAGAUAAAUUCUCUGGUAAUACAAAAUUGUUUGUCCUCUUUUUAACGUACUGGGUGAAGCACGCUAAACCGAAUGUGGAUUCAAUUUACAUAAAGAGUUUGAUUUUGUGUCAUAUUGUUCUUACCGCAAGGACAAUUGUGAAAACAAAAAACUAUCAAUCCGGAAACUCGAUUGACCGGAUUUUGUUAAACAUGCACAAAUUAUGUGUCGACGAAUUGAAAACCCUAUUAAAAAGAUCUGAAAAAUAUUUUUUAAAGGAUUCUUGUAACUUUUCAAUUGGAAUUGUGCAUGGAUUUUCACAUUAUCAAUCUUGUUUUGCUUUUGGGACCUAUUUGAAUCAGCUUUUAGGAUGUCCAAUUCCUCUGAUAAGCCCACAAGAAGUGUUUAAUGGUACAUUCCUUCAUAACAUCUAUGUACGUUGUCAAAACUACGAAGAUGAAAAAGUAGACAGAAAAAUUAAGACAUUUUUCCAGAAUAACGAAAGUUUAGGAAAACUUUUCGACGACUUAGUAUCUGCAGUAAAAGAAAAUGUGAACAGCACGAGAUGGAAAGUGAAAAGAAGACAACAGAGUGCCAAAAUUUCUCUAUUUACUGGAGAUUCUGGAACUUUUAGUUUUAACAUCUUUAAUCUACUUAGAAGGGAUGUUGAAGCUUGAGAUAAACGAUAAAAUUAUGAUAAAAAAUCAAUUUUAGGAUAGACGAAAUUUAAUGGAACUUUUCGGUGGACCAAAUCAUUAUGUGCAUGUAACUAAUAAUUACCGAUCACAAUUUAUUUUACUUUUUGUGUACUUAGUUUGUCUUAAAUGUAUACCUACAAAAUUAACUGUAUCCUAAAUGAAUUCCUUGUAAUGCAAAGUAUCUGCCAACAAGACGUUUGUAUCUGCCAUUUCUAAAUACCAAAUAUGUUAAACCUAAUCAUUGUUGAAAUGCUGACAAAAUACAAAACCAUUCUGUUCAGCAUUAUUGGAGAAAUGUGUGCAAAUUUUUUUAACAUUCUGAAAAAGUCGAAAAUAUCAGCCAAAAGGUUGAAGAUAUCUAAUAGAUCGAACAAGCGCAAACGCGUUAAAACUCACCGCAAUCAAUUUGAUUAAAAAAUAAACUCAUUUUGUUUGGUA